GUUCAAACGGUUCCGCGCGGACCGGGCGGAGCAAGGAAGCUCAGAGAGCUCUCCUCGUCAACCUGUGAAUCCCCGCUCCAGCACCACCGACGAAUGGACUCGCCGAAGUUGGCCGUCGCAACCGGCAUUUGAUCAUCACAAUGUCCCUCUACGAACCCCCGAAGGAGCGCUCUAUAGGCACGACUCCAUUGCCACGAUGGCGACCGGCUCGGACUCGAGGUUCUUCACGUCUGCGCCACCCAAGAAUCCUCAAGGCCUGACGCUGGUGCACGAACCCCAUGAUGCUACGGCCGACGUGAUAUUUGUUCAUGGCCUUGGCGGGUCUUCUUGGACUACGUGGUGCUGGAGGCACGACUCAUCCAUGUUUUGGCCCGCCUGGCUUCAACAUGAGCAAGGACUAUCAGAGUUUAGGAUCUUCACGUUCGGAUACAAUGCCAACUGGCGUGGUCCAGACACGCCACUGAGCAUCCUUGACUUCGCCAAGGGCUUGCUGAUUCGGAUGAGGGGGUUUGGCGACGAGGAUCCCAGCGGGGCUCAGCCUCUUGGGAAGGUUUGUGCCGUUAUGAUAACAACCACUGGGUGGUGAAGCCCG
Thermothielavioides terrestris NRRL 8126 is the source of this 592-nucleotide messenger RNA. RefSeq lists its product as uncharacterized. Lineage: Eukaryota; Fungi; Ascomycota; Sordariomycetes; Sordariales; Chaetomiaceae. The coding region runs from base 197 to 586 and encodes 129 amino acids. The transcript has a single exon. The record is from RefSeq and is a predicted model, not a curated record.